GCCGCGCGGAUCCGCGGCGGCGCGCGAAGCCGGACGGGGCACUAUGAACGAAGAGGACCAGUUUGUAAGCAUUGAUUUGAAUGAUGACAACAUCUGCAGUGUUUGUAAACUGGGAACAGACAAAGAAACACUCUCCUUCUGCCACGUUUGUUUUGAGCUAAAUAUUGAUGGAAUACCAAAAUCUAAUCUCUUGCACACCAAAUCAUUAAGGGGCCAUAAAGACUGCUUUGAAAAAUACCAUUUGAUUGCAAACCAGGAGUGUCCUCGAUCUAAGCUUUCAAAAAGUACUUAUGAAGAAGUUAAAACCAUUUUGAGUAAGAAGAUAAACUGGAUUGUACAAUAUGCACAAAAUAAGGAUCUGGAUUCAGAUUCUGAAUGUUCUAAAAAUCCCCAGCAUCACCUGUUUAAUUUCAGGCAUAAGCCAGAUAAAAAGUUACUCCCACAGUUUGACUCCCAAGUACCAAAGUAUUCUGCAAAGUGGAUAGAUGGAAAUGCAGGUGGCCUCUCAAACUGUACACAAAGAAUAUUGGAACAGAGGGAAAAUACGGACUUUGGGCUUGCUGUGUUACAAGAUUCAGGUGCCACUUUAUGCCACAAUAGUCAAUUGUGGCCUCAUAGUCACAACGAGGAACAGAAAAAAGAAGAGACAGUCUCUAAUCCAGAGGCUAAUGUCCAAACCCAGCAUCCACAUUACAGCAGAGAAGAAUUGAAUUCGAUGACUCUUGGUGAGGUAAAGCAACUGAAUGCAGAGCUCCGACAACAAAUACAGGAAGUUUUUGAAGAGUUAGCCCACCAAGUGCAAGAAAAAGAUUCUUUGGCCUCAGAGCUCCAUGUCCGCCACAUUGCCAUCGAACAGCUUCUCAAGAACUAUUCCAAGUUACCGUGUCUGCAAAUGGGACGAACGGGAAUGAAGUCACACCUACCCAUAAACAACUGAACUCUAAACUUACACGUCCUUCCUAUGGCCUGCCAUUUUUUUGGCCUGCACACUUUGAAGAAGUUGAAGAAAGUUAUGGUCAAUUAUUUUAUGGUCAUUAAAUUUGCAAAACUUAAGGCAGUGUUUAACAUCUUUGUCAAAUAAAGCAGAUCAUUACACUCUAGUCUUCUAGGGUUAAUCAUUUUGGUUCAUUUGGGAAAUCUUUUUUCCCAUAAUUACUAAACAGCCCUCCCUAACUUUUACCACAUGUGACUACUUAAAUAUACUGUUAGAGUGUGACUUUGUUAAACAUGGUUUAAUGUAAUUCACCUGUCAGAACAACAGAAGGUUAACAAAGUUCUUAGGUUAGUCUAAACUACUAAAGAUAACAUUUAAGAGGUAAAUGGAAUUCAUAAUAUCACCUCUUAUUUAUUGAGCAAUAUUUUAAUAUGAAAAUUUUAUAUAUAAAAAUAGUAUUUUAGGUACCUUUUCAUUCUGUUUAUAAAUGUGUAUUUGAAUGGCUCUGUAUAUUAUAUUUACACUUUCAUGUGUGAAUGUUACCCAUAUUUCAGAUCACUGCAUUUUAUUCUCUUAAUAAUGUUUUUACAGCUGUUAUCUUAUUUUCCAAAGAUAAAUGUAUUUUGGCAUAGAAAUCUAUCUAGU
Lagenorhynchus albirostris (white-beaked dolphin) is the source of this 1579-nucleotide messenger RNA. Its product is annotated as protein EURL homolog. The coding region runs from base 44 to 937 and encodes 297 amino acids. The transcript has a single exon. NCBI's taxonomy places the organism in Eukaryota, Metazoa, Chordata, Mammalia, Artiodactyla, Delphinidae. The record is from RefSeq and is a predicted model, not a curated record.